Molecule: messenger RNA, 1779 nt
Organism: Aspergillus uvarum CBS 121591
Lineage: Eukaryota; Fungi; Ascomycota; Eurotiomycetes; Eurotiales; Aspergillaceae
Product: phospholipase D regulator
Exons: 3
Coding region: 276-1433 (385 amino acids)
Biological process (GO): positive regulation of catalytic activity
Cellular component (GO): cell periphery; fungal-type vacuole
Source: RefSeq, a predicted model, not a curated record
CCCACUCUUCCUCCCCCCCCCGGGCGAGCGCUUCUUUCUCUCCACACCACCCACCUCUUCUUUAUACAUCACACGGUGGGUGCCGUCUAUAUCCUUUCUCAGCGGAUGUUUCUAUUCUUUUAGCGAGAAACGGGUGCCCCAAUUGCAGUCUAAGGCGCUGUACCCGCUAGGAGUCCGAGGAACAUUGGGGCGAUGCAGACUGGACCCGCCGUCUUCCCCCUGCUUCCGACAAUCCGACGCAACUUUGCCUGGGACAAUCGCUGAAAUUCAAGGCAAUGGCCCACGAUGUGCGCGACAGCUACUUUUUGCAGCCACCAGAUUCAGGCUCAGUUCCGGACGAACAGCUGUCGGAACAACCUUCCACCACGGAAUGGAUGUCGGCGCAGUCCAACCCUUCCGUUGGCGCAGUAAACAGCAAUGAUGACCUCGGUCACAAUGAGGAUGUGGUAGACCAGCCUGCGGGCACUUCGCGCUCACCAGAGAGCACUGUGGUGGGAGACCCUGAAUUUGGUCCAAUAAUGGGAAGGAAACCAAGAACAUUGCCAGCCUGGAUUCGCUCGGUAGAGUACCCCGAAGAAGAUACCGAUGUUCCUGCCACGGCCAGCCUUCUUCCCUCGCAACCCGACGAUGCCGUUGUGGCGCAGCACAAUCACUCCCCUUAUGCGACAAGACCGAACCGCCCGAGCCGAGCCGACGAUGAGGAUGAUGAAGAGCAAGGGGGCCCUUCCCGACGCGAGUCGCGCUGGAAGAAUUUCUCGAAGGUGAUUGCAUAUCCUCGUGAGCCGGGCGUGGAAGAGAAGUCUGUAACGCCAGAAUGGUUGAACGAAAACCUGGGCGAUUUAUCGCAGCCGUGGCGAGGACAACUCGCUCCAGAUGAGGAUACCGAGGACCCGCUGAGGAUGAAGAGACGCCGACAGAUCUGGUUCAAGCGCUUCCAUAAUACUCUUCUCAGGAGUCCUAUGGUCCCUCUUAUCUUCAGACUUACCGUAUGGUGCUUUUCGCUUACAGCCCUGGCACUAGGGGGCUCGAUCCAGCAUCUAUCCGGUCAAUAUAAACAUCCUCAGGGCCCUUCCGCGCUCAUGGCCAUCAUUGUUGACGCGGUGGCUCUCGUAUAUCUGAUCUAUAUUACCUUCGACGAAUAUACCUCGAAGCCGCUGGGCCUCCGGUCUGCAUCCGCCAAAGCACGGCUGAUCCUGUUGGAUAUUUUUUUUAUUGUUUUCGACUCGGCCAAUCUAAGUUUAGCAUUCGAAUCCUUGUCCACUGUGCAGGGGGCAUGCACGUUGAAUGAAGUCAAUCAAGAGAUCACGCCGAAGAAUGACGCAAUUUGCGACAGACAAAUAGCUCUCGCGUGUGUUCUUCUGAUUGCGCUUCUGGCCUGGCUGACAACAUUUGCGAUCAGUGUGCUCAGACUUGUCGAACGUGUGGCUUCUUGAAGCACUUGGCUGGGGCUUUGGUUCCCCUAGCGACUUUCCUUGCCUUUCUUUCUUCACUUUAUACCCAGCUUUUCAUCCUUGCUCCGUGUCUACUUCGGAUUGUUGCUGUUCAUGCCCUUGCGUUUACCUGAUAACAUUCUAUUCUUUCUCAGUUGGUGUUUCCCCCUGGUUUGGUCAUCUGUCAAUUGGGUUAGGCGAGGCGUUCAUAUGUGGCAUGCUGUGCGAAGGUCCUGGCUUUGAUACCAAUAAUAUAUGCAUUACGGCUGAUUUACCCGACAAUGGUAGAUGUACACAUACUGCGAAGCCCACGUGCUUACACUGAGGUCAAACUACACAUGCAAAACCG